Musca vetustissima is the source of this 366-nucleotide messenger RNA. RefSeq names its product putative ATP synthase subunit f, mitochondrial (gene ATPsynF). The transcript is spliced from 2 exons. Gene Ontology annotation, molecular function: proton-transporting ATP synthase activity, rotational mechanism. The record is from RefSeq and is a predicted model, not a curated record. NCBI's taxonomy places the organism in Eukaryota, Metazoa, Arthropoda, Insecta, Diptera, Muscidae. The coding region runs from base 38 to 361 and encodes 107 amino acids. Gene Ontology annotation, biological process: proton motive force-driven mitochondrial ATP synthesis.
UAAUUGAAUAAUUUGUAUAUUUUGUUUAGAAUUCAAAAUGGCUUUCGGUGAUUAUCCAGCUGAAUACAAUCCUAAGGUGCAUGGUCCCUAUGACCCAGCUCGCUUUUAUGGCAAAGCUGAUGUUCCAUUCGGCCAGGUUAAAUUGGGUGAAUUGGGAGCUUGGUUCGGUCGCCGCAACAAGACCCCCAGUGCCAUUGCUGGCGCUUUCAGUCGUGCCUGGUGGCGUUGGAAUCACAAGUACGUGCAACCCAAGCGUGCUGGUAUUGCUCCAUUCUUCCAGCUCACAGCUGUGGCUAUGACAUUCUUCUAUGCCAUUAACUACGGCAAGUUGAAGCACCACAGAAACUACAAAUACCAUUAAACGGA